AUGGAACCUAUAGCGGCUAUAAAUACAGAUAUUAAGGAUCCCUCACAUGACAUAGAUAAAGAAAUAACAGAUUUAGAAAAUCUGAUAAGAAAGCUCCAGACUGAAAUAUUUGAAAUGAGUCAAAAUGCAAGCAAGCCUCUAGAGGAAUACAUUCCCAAUUUCGAAGAAUACAAUAAUACAUCCAGUGACACAAGGGCAGAUAUGUUUAAUAAACCACAAAGUAAACCGAAUGAUUCCAUUGAUAGCGUUAGAGUGACUUUCAAAAAGUUAUGGAAUGAUUCAAGUUCAGCUACUACCAGUAAUACAACAGAACAAAAUGUCAAAAAUGAUUCAAAAAAAGAGUUGCAGGGCAAAACUGGUAACAAAUAUUUUGAUGAUGAUUUUAACUUUAAUUUCAAUGUCAGCAUACUCAAAGAUUAUAUAGAUGCCAACAAAAAAGAUUUUGAACAGUUGGAAAACAAGAAUAACGAUUUACCGAAAAAUAUAGAUGAAAACGAAUCAAAGCCUCUCAAUGAUGAGCAAAACGAACCAAAGACACCAAUCAGAGAUGAGAAGAUAUCGGACCAGCCAGUCAAUAAUAAUACGAAAUUUGGUUUACUCAUGCGUGUUUUUGGUAAUACAAGUACAUCUGAUGAAAAAGUUGGUAUUGAAUCAUCAAGUGCAGGUAGUAUUGGUCGAAAAAUUCUUGAAGCUCUACAUAUAAAUAAGUCGAAAAGUGAGCCUUCAAAUAAUAUGAGUAGUAAAAAGUCUGAUACAUCUUCUCUUGGUGACUCUUCAAUGAAUACAACAUCUAUUAUUCCUAAAGUUAAACCAUAUGUAUCUGAAAAUGUGAUAAGUAAGGAUUAUGGAGAAGUAAACACUAAUAAUGAUUUUGUUACAUCAAAAAAUCAUUUAAACCACAUUAAUAUUCAGAAUUCUGAAACACCUCAACCUUCAAACGCGAAUAGAAAUGAAAGUAGUUCUAUGCAAAAAGACUUAAAAGAUGAGAAUAUCCAAGAUAAGUAUCUACAUUCACAUAGUAUUAGUAACUUUAUAAAACCAGAAAAGGACUGUAAAAAACAGUCAAAUAAAGCUUUAGUGAACAAGAAUGAUGAUUCUGAAACACCGCUUCCUCAAAAAGUAAGCAUUAUUAACAUAUAUAUCGAUUUACCGAAACAAGAUAACAGCAAACAAAAUGGACAACAAGAAGAUAUUACCAAAACAGUUGUUCUUAAGCCACCAAAAAGUAAAACGUCUGUACCUUCUAUAAAACUAGGAGUUUCAAAAGAGAACAUUCAAAUAAAACAAGAUUCGGACGCUUAUGAAAAGUCACCUAAAACUAGCAAUUCUGAUAUUUCUCAGACUGAGAACCAAGCGAGAGUAAAUGACCUCAAAUGUCAUGAAAUCAAAAAGAGUAACACAUUAUUCGACAUGGCUUCCAGAUUUUUAAAUAGCGAUACUAUCAAAGAUCACAAUAUAGAGCCAGAACACAUGAAAAAUUCAAAAAGUUCUUUAAAUACUCCAGUGCAACCAAUAAAAGAUCUAACCAAGUUUCCUACAGAUACUAAAACUGUUACAUGUAACGAAGGGAGGGAUUUAUCGAAUGAUUUCCAUCACAAAAGUGAUUGUAACGUAAAUGAUCACAAGAGCAGUCUUCCUAAGCUAGAUGAGAACGUUAGUAAGAAAGAAAUAUUUAGUGAAGGACCAAUUGUAACAGUGGAGGUUAAUCAAGUAGCAGAAACGUUGAAGAAUAAUGCUGACAUAACCAAUCUUGUGUCCCAAAAUAUUAAUAACGAAACGAAAAAAGGAACUAAAACAGUUAGUCUUACAAUUAUUGAACCUGAAGAAGAUGUCACGUCUAAAAACCAACUUAACGAGGCAAAUAAGAACACGGUACAAGAUAACUCACUUUCCACUGAUCGUAAUCAAAUAAAUGCAAAUGAAAGUGUUGAGAAUGUGAGCUUUGAGAAUGAAGACUUUACUGAUGAGUACGAAAGUCUAGCUGACGACGACGAAAAUGAAUCUCUUUUUGAAGACAGUUUUCACAAUGACCAUCCAAUUAUCAUAAACAACACUCACAUCACAAUAAAUAAUGGAGACAAUCAAAGCGAUGUAUUCGAGGACUCUCAAGAUUUCACACGUGAAGCUGUGCCGAUGGACCCGAAGAGAAUAAAAAAAGUAAAUAAAUGA
Arctia plantaginis is the source of this 2169-nucleotide messenger RNA. The record is from the annotation of a GenBank genome assembly. NCBI's taxonomy places the organism in Eukaryota, Metazoa, Arthropoda, Insecta, Lepidoptera, Erebidae.